Molecule: messenger RNA, 2201 nt
Organism: Asterias rubens (European starfish)
Lineage: Eukaryota; Metazoa; Echinodermata; Asteroidea; Forcipulatida; Asteriidae
Product: guanylate cyclase soluble subunit beta-1-like
Exons: 8
Coding region: 372-2189 (605 amino acids)
Biological process (GO): response to oxygen levels; cGMP biosynthetic process
Cellular component (GO): guanylate cyclase complex, soluble
Molecular function (GO): guanylate cyclase activity; heme binding
Source: RefSeq, a predicted model, not a curated record
AGAGGGAGCCCUAGCCCAUUUGUAACAUCACCAACCCAACACAGCGGUAUAGUCGUAAGUGAAGGCAGCGAAUUACUGCUUUGCUCAUUCCCGUGUUUAAUACAGGGACAGCUUCCCGCCGAAAUAAGUUUCGGUAAGAAAACAGGAUUUGGCUUCGAUUUCGGGGGGAUAUUGCGAGAAAGAAAAGCCUUCGCGUAAAGCUCGCUUGAUUGAAGGCAUUGGUUUCUUGGCCGUGAAUGCGUCUCUCAGCCCGCUCGAAAAAUCGAGGGAAAAAAAGGUGAUCCUUGGAGAAAUUGUUUGCGAUUAUUGCCUGAUAAAGCCGCAGUGACGGAGUGAUCGAAUUGUGACGACGUAAGACUAAAGAUAGAGCCAUGUACGGUUUCGUCAACCAUGCCUUGGAGCUACUGGUGCUUCGCAAGUUCGGUCAGGAACAGUGGGAGGCCAUUAAGAAAGAGGCAGCUGUGGAGGUAGAUGGACAUUUCCUAACUCGUAUGGUAUACGAUGACAUGAAGACAUAUGACUUGGUGACCGCUGCUGUUAAUGUCCUAGGAGUCAGUGCAACCGAUCUUUUGGAGGCAUUCGGGCGGAUGUUUUUCGACUUCUGCCAAGAAUCCGGCUACGAUACCAUCUUGACGGUUCUCGGUUCCAACACACGAGACUUCCUGCAGAAUCUGGAUGCUCUCCACGAUCACUUGGCGUCCAUCUAUCCCGGGAUGAGGGCUCCUUCGUUCAGGUGCAGUAAGCGAGAGAGUGACGGUGCCCUCGUGCUUCAUUACUACUCAGAGAGACCAGGAUUAGAGAGGAUCGUAGUGGGUCUGGUCAAGUCUGUUUCAGAGAAGCUCCACAAGGGUGAGGUUGACGUGGAGAUCAUCAAGACCAAAGGAGAUGACUGCGACCACGUGCAGUUUGCCAUCAUUGAAAAGAGUGAGGCUGAAGAUGAGUCAGCCGUUCGCCAGGACCAUGGUAACAUGGGACUACUGUCCAAAGAACCUAGCAUUAGUCCAGCAACCUUUUGCCGUAUCUUCCCCUUUCAUAUAAUGUUUGAUGAGAACAUGGUGAUCCAUCAGUGCGGAAACUCGGUUGUCCGUUUGAUACCCACGUUGGGUUCAGACCGAUGCGUCAUCACAAACGCCUUCAACCUCGUACGCCCUCACAUGGACUUUGCGUUCAAGUCGAUCCUCAGUCAUCUCAACACCAUAUUUGUCCUCCGGAGUAAGCAGGGGUUAGAGGACGUGAGUGACGCGGUGGCACACCACAGACUCAAGCUCAAAGGGCAGAUGCUCUACGUCUCGGGCUCCAACGAGAUCCUCUUCCUCUGCUCGCCCAAUGUGGUCAAUCUGGACGAUCUGCGCCGGCGUGAGAUGUACCUGAGUGACAUACCGCUUCACGACGCAACGCGAGAUCUCGUACUGGAGUCUGAGAAGUUUGAAGCUGAGUACAAGUUGACACAGAAGCUCGAGAUCCUUACGGACAAGCUUCAGAUGACAUACAGAGAGUUGGAGUUGGAGAAGAGUAAGACAGACAGAUUACUCUAUUCAGUUCUCCCGCCAUCAGUCGCCCAGGAAUUGCGCCACCGACGGCCAGUCCCAGCCAAGAAACACGAGAAGGUGACCAUCAUGUUCAGUGGAAUCGCGGGAUUUGCUGAUUUCUGUCAUCGCAAGUCCGGGGACGCCAUGAAGAUUGUCAACCUGCUCAACAUGGUGUACACCAAGUAUGACACACUGACUGAUAAAAACCCAAAUGUAUACAAGGUAGAAACGGUUGGAGACAAGUACAUGGCUGUGAGUGGCUUACCCGAACCAUGUGACACGCAUGCGGGUUGCAUUGCCAGAAUGGCUUUACAGAUGAUGAAAUUAGCUCUGGAGAUCGAAGUGGACGGACAGAAUAUAGUGAUCACUAUUGGUAUCCAUAGCGGCGAGGUCGUGACGGGUGUCAUUGGUACCCGAAUGCCAAGGUACUGCCUGUUUGGAAACACGGUUAACUUGACCAGCAGGACGGAGACAACAGGCAAAACUGGAACAAUCAAUGUCUCUGAGUUCGCAUACAGGUGCCUGAUGGAGCCACAGAACCAUGACCCGACGUUUCAUUUUGAGUACAGGGGGCCAAUCGUCAUGAAGGGCAAGAAGGAACCAAUGCAGUGCUGGUACCUGACGGAGGCAACCGACGGGGAGAUCCAAUCAGAACAAUAGAGGCUUUUCUUU